Pimephales promelas (fathead minnow) is the source of this 2804-nucleotide messenger RNA. RefSeq names its product MAP6 domain containing 1 (gene map6d1). NCBI's taxonomy places the organism in Eukaryota, Metazoa, Chordata, Actinopteri, Cypriniformes, Leuciscidae. Gene Ontology annotation, molecular function: calmodulin binding; microtubule binding. Gene Ontology annotation, biological process: regulation of microtubule cytoskeleton organization; cytoskeleton-dependent intracellular transport; microtubule cytoskeleton organization. The record is from RefSeq and is a predicted model, not a curated record. Gene Ontology annotation, cellular component: Golgi-associated vesicle; microtubule; cis-Golgi network.
CAGCUGCACGCGCCGAUGAUGCCCAGGAAAGCUGUUUAGGUAGAAAGAAGCGCACUACUGGUUUUGAUUAAAAGAGGGUUUUAGGGCAUUAACUUGAGCGUUGUCAGGGAAAACAGCAGUGAGGUGCGCACGGGUCACCGACUCGGAUCUUUAUGGAUUAUUAUUUUUCUCUGCAUCAACAACUGCAAAUCACGUGAGAUGAAUGUGCAAUGACAGUGUCCCGACACCGAACGGUCUCACGCAGUUCUCGAGGAACGGACACGCGCUCACACACCUUCAUGUAAUCUAGCGCUUCAUCGUAUUUUUUUUUUUACUGUUUUUUUUUUUCUUUCUUUUUAUUUUGCUUUUUGGUUUGGGUUAUUUCCCAGCAAUGGCUUGGCCGUGUAUCAGCAGAGUCUGUUGCUUGGCUCGCUUCUGGAACCAGUUCGAUAAAUCGGAUUUGUCGGUUCCGCUAACGAUUCAGAACUACUCGGACAUCGCGGAGCAUGAGGUGCGAUCUGUCACCAAACUCGUUUCCACGGAGCAGGCACCGAGGGUCGACUUCGUUACGCCGGAUCACGCUGCUGGAGUCCGGCGGCCUCAGCGGGGACGGACCGAACCGAGUUAUAAACCCCGCGAGGACUACCAUCCCUCGGGUGUGCCUUUCCCGAGCAUCACCCAGUAUAAACAGGAUUACAAACCCUGGCCCAUCCCGAAGAAGGAUAACUUUCCCUGGAUUAGUAACGGAGGGAAAGGCGGCACUUUGACGGACAGCCCGGUGAACGGGUACCCUGACGGGGCGGAGAGACAGGAGCGUGGCGGCCGCCAGAGAGCAGGAGAUCAGAUCAGCUCAUACAGACAGGAGCACCAGCCCUGGUCUGGAGCCCGGCCGCCAAAGCCUGGCCACAAACGGCCCACUUUCCUGGGUACAGGUGCUGACAAGCCCCCGCCGGAGACCAGCUACCAGGCCGCCUUCAGCACGGACACACACAGACACACGGACGGGGUACAGGAGACCAGCACACGCGGCCUGUCAGAGAGAGCACACACACACAGGACAGAGAUCAGCAUGAAACCAGAGGAGCCGAAGACUAAACUGUCACCAAAUCCAUCUGCCGUCUUUCAAAGCAAAUCCAGAAUCUUCAACAUAUGAUCCAUCAAGCUCACCACACUCGAAGAGAAGAGAAGAGAAGAGACCAUUUUGAAAAAGAAAUGUCUAGAGAGACCACUGAAUGUUAUUCUGAGAGACUCGGAUAAUCAGAGGAAGAAAAUGCCCAAGGAUGAAUAGAGAUGGUUUUAAUGCAAGAGCGAAAUCAGUAAAACUAAAUCAUUCCACGAAAUUACACAACUAGAGGAUUUUUGCUGGAAAUUUACACAAUGUGAAAUAUAUGCUUCAAAUGUCAACCAUCUACUUGAAUGAUAAGUUUGUAAGACGGAUCAGGUUUAAGAGAGAGAGAGAGUGUGAGAGAGUUUUAAGGCCUCAUAUUCUGCUGAGCUCACCCUGUCCCCGCUGAAUGAGUAUCUGCAUGUUUCGUUUUAUGAAGCGAUUGAAUAUGCACAAUUAGCAAUGUUUUAAAAGAAAAAUGUAAUCUAGUAACUCUAUGUCUGAGUGUGCGCGCGUGUGUGUGUAUCCUGUACAAGCCUUGUUAAUAGCAUUAUAUUUGUAUAUAGUGAUGAUGUUGGUCUGCCUUUAUCGAUCUGUUAAUGUCUGCCUGAUGACGCCUAGUACUUCCAGUCACCCCUUUCCUGCUCCAGACUCACUAACCCUUUAUGAAACGCACAUAAAGACUCUAACACAUUUGAGUUUGUUUGUUUGUUUUUGUAAAUUUGGUUGAGAGAUAAAUGGGGAAAAUAAGGCACAUCUGUUUAAAUAAAAAUUACAUUCUUAAAAUUUCUUUCAUAUUUGGCUAAUUCACAUCUUACAAAUAUUUGAUAUAAAAACCGGGUUAGUACUAUUUACUAUUAGUCAAAUGUUCACAUAGUCGCAUGUUCUUGUAACUAACACUUUUAUGCCAAUAAAAAAACUGCAAUGAGAAAUUCAGAGCAAAAGGAAAGUGCUGAGCAUGACUAUUUACAAGGGGCAGUUCAAUGUGUUUAUAAUUUAUUUUAUUUAUAGAAAUUGCAUUACUUAAUGGUAAUUUAGAGUCAAUGAAAUAUUUAAGUCCUGAGCAUAACUAUUUACAUGUCCAUUACAUAGACUUAAACUCUCUCUAAGUCAGCACAAAAAAAGGUAACACUAAGUUUAGGGCCCUAUUCUAUACUAUUAAAUAGUUGCUUAUUAGCAGGCAUACUACUUCUACCUUCCUAACUAUUAAUGAGCAGUAAUUAGGAGUUUACUGAGGCAAAAGUCAUAGUUAAUAGUGAGAAUUAAACCCUAAACUAAAGUGUGACAAAAAGCAAUUACAAAUCAAUGCGAUUUUUUACAAUUUCUGUAGAACCCUUGAAAAAGUGACUAAAUCCGCUUACACAUGCGUCUCACUGAAGGUCACCGUUUUGCUACGUGAACUUUCAUUUGUACUGGCAGUUGGAAAAAGAAUUGAAGAAAUCAGGACAGAUGGAUCCAUCUUAGUUUUUAAUACAAGAAUAGUCAUUUUCUGAUACACAAUGUAAAGGUAAAACACCCAGGAGUUCGGUUAGACAAGUCACGACUGACUUUAACACUGAAUAAACACACAGAAUACAUUCUCUCUCAUCCACACAAACGCACCAAAUCAAUUCUUGAUGUGUUUUAAGCACACGCACAGAAACUGAGGCUAGUUGUAUGACACGACAAUAAACAAACCCGACCAAACAGAUUUAGCAAUGACACAAAUGCCUCCUAUAUA